AUGGGCGUGGACAGACUCUACAAUCGUUCUCCAGUGGCUAUCCGCGCAUCCAAGAAAAUGGAAAACCUACGUGGCGAACCGAACAGCGGAAAUACUGGAACAUUUGCCACGACAGCACUGGAACCACGUCAAAGCGAGGAAAACCCAGCAGACUGCGCAAGUCGCGGUCUUUCUCCGACCGACUUCGUUGAACAUGAGCUUUGGUUCCAUGGCCCAGGUUGGUUGAAGGACAAUCAAUCGACAUGGGACAUUUCGUCGGUGCAGUUCUGUAAGGAGGAGGAAGAUUUAGAAAAACGGCAACCAAAGGUACUGCACGUCUCCAUAAUACCCGUACGGUCGAACUUCGAAAUUGAGUACCAGCUUUUAGAAAGACGAUCGAAUUUCACGCUGAUCAUUCGUACUUUGGCUUGGAUUAAUCGUUUUGUGCAUAACGUUUUAUGCAGAGUAAGCGAUAAUCGACAAUCGGAUGAACUCACGCCAGAUGAACUAAAGCAGGCCAGAUUCCAGAUGGCGCGUGCAGUACAACAUGAAGUAUUCGAGUCAGAGCUCGGGCAACUGCGAAAGGGAGGUGCCCUGAAACCGAAGAGUUAUCUUUCGUCAUUGUAUCCAUUUUUGGACGACAAAGGUACAAUGCGGGUAGGUGGCAGACUACAAAACUCGGUCCUACCAUAUGAAGCCAAGCAUCCAAUUAUUUUGCCUCAGAAUCAUCGAGCAACAACUCUUUUAGUGCGUGAGCUGCACCUGCGUAACCUUCACGCGGGCCCGAAUCUGUUAACAGCGUGCAUUAAUCAACAAUACUGGAUUAUCGGAUGUCAAUCAGUAGUGCGCAAGGUUGUUCAGGAAUGUACUAGAUGUGUUCGACUCAAGGGAAGACUGGCAAAUCAACUAAUGGGCAACCUUUCACCAGCACGAGUACUAGCGACGCGGUCUUUUUACCUUGUCGGCAUAGACUUCACCGGGCCACUGAAAAUCAAGGCAACGUGUGUCCGAGGAGUUCACGUGAUGGAGGGUUACAUUGCGGUAUACGUGUGUUUAUCAACACGUGCCGUACAUCUUGAGGCUGCCGGCGACAUGUCAACGAAUACCUUCCUUGGCACACUGAAGCGCUUUAUAUCUCGCCGAGGUUAUCCUAGCGAAAUAUGGUCAGAUAAUGGCACCAAUUUUAUUGGGGCCGAUCAUACAUUGCAAGAUCUUUUGAAGCAAGUGCGCACCCACGAUAAGGAGGCAAGCCGGUUUCUAUCCAACAUAGGAAUAAAGUGGACCUUCAUACCGCCUUCCGCGCCCCAUAUGGGCGGAAUAUGGGAAGCCGCCGUGAAAAGUGCAAAAUGGCAUCUGGUGGCUGAACUGGGAACCGAAGCUAUCACGUUUGAAAAUCUUUCAACAAUACUGUGUCAAGUCGAAGCUUGUCUAAACUCUAGGCCCAUCUGUGCCUUAUCUACCAAUCCAGACAGUUGUGAAGCUUUAACCCCGGGACAUUUUUUAUUGGGCAACUGGUAA
This is a messenger RNA of Armigeres subalbatus, 1497 nucleotides long. RefSeq lists its product as uncharacterized. Gene Ontology annotation, molecular function: nucleic acid binding. The transcript has a single exon. Bases 1 to 1497 code for a protein of 498 amino acids. The record is from RefSeq and is a predicted model, not a curated record. Lineage: Eukaryota; Metazoa; Arthropoda; Insecta; Diptera; Culicidae. Gene Ontology annotation, biological process: DNA integration.